GAGGAACUUGACGGUUGUGGUUGCCGAAACGAUGCUACAGCAUGUUUUGUGGCACAUAGGAAAACCAGUGAAAAUCGAUGCCUUUCUCUCCGAACUUAUUACUGGUCGCCAUUCAACGGGUCUUAAUGCCACUGACAAGAUAUCGGAGCUGAUUCUCAAACCACUGGAAGAAUUGGAGAGGUGGAGCAAAACCAGUUUUGAUGAAAACCCGGUUACUUUGCUGAGUCUCGCUCUCGAGAAAGCACAAUGUACACCAGUGGACAAAACUUUCUUCUGUGUACCUGAUGAGCCAGUAUCACCUGAGGAGCUACAAUCGUUUAUCAUGAAACUAACUGGCAGGCAUUGUCACAUUUUACCAAGUGCUCUUGAACUGACCAAUGAGAAGAUCGCCACCAUCAGCGAUGAAAACAAUGAACACGUAUUUGAUACUCAGUCUAUGAUCGGUGAUUGGUUGAGGCAAAAGGAAACCGAGCAGGAGAGGAAGGAAGAAGAUAUAACUGAAGAAACGAGUUGUCUGGAAACUAGCCAACACAUUAGUAGGAGAUGUGAACUAGAUCACGCAGCAAUUAGUAUCGGACGCUCUGAUCUAAAAGAUGUCUUUCCCGCGAACAAAGUGAGUGAUGGCGAAAUACAAAGUAUCACAAAGUUUCUUGAACCAGACGAACGAACUACGUUAUUCGGUGAUCUUAAAGGAGAAGACUGCAUCUCUGCAAUCAAAACUUGGAUGGAGAAGGAACUAGCGGCAGAUCAAAAGGCAAACUGUCGAGAAAAACUUUUGGCAAAGCUGAAACAUAUUGGAAAGGAAGGUCUCGUCCCUUUGGAAAGCAAGGAAGGUUUGUAUCACGUUGAACUGGUUGAUAUAGCAUUUCGUCUCUUGAUGACAGACGUGUAUCCACUGGCUAGGGCCCUCGGCAUAUCCGAAGAUAAACUAAGAUCAUAUAGAAGACUAUAUCUGACUCCUUCUAACAUGUCCAGAGGAACAAUAGGAGUCUUGAAAAAUAUGUGUAGAAACGACGAGACGACCAGAAGCAUGAGACGUGAACUGUGUGAUAUUCUCAAACACGGGUUUCCAGAAAUAAGUCUCCUGCUGAAGUACGGAUAUGAAUUGUCUCAGGCUGAUUUGUAUGACGUCAGCUUUGGAGAAGGGUCCAAGGAGGCGAACCGCACCAAAAUUCGUGAGAAGUUGGAAAUAAACAGCAAAGUAACAAACACCAUGGAUAUGCUGAAGUAUUGGAGGUCUUUAGUGAAAUGUCCAACAUACAACUGGAGAAAAGCCCUGGCCGAGGCGGUUUAUCCUGUUCUAGAGAAAGAAGUGGCUCUUGGCAUUCUUACAGGUGACAUUCGUCGCAGUGGAAAGCAGGGUGGAAAUGUCAAAAAAUAUCUUCAAGACACCUUCAUACAUCUACAAGCACUAAAUAUCGCCAUUAUUCUUGGGGUUGAGAACAUCUCUUCGGACAAAUUGACUUACGGGGAUGUUCUCAACGUGUUAAAUGAAUCACUGAAAAGCCAACCACCGAAUGAGAAACAGCGUCUAUUCUUGCGCAAACGCCUCCAUGACGAAGGAUUCCGGAACUUUUCGGCUGAACUGACCCAUUUCGAUGAACAUGCAUACUCUAAAAGAAAGGGCAUUCCUAAAGAAAUUGAAAUAGCGAUAAAGAAAGAUGUUGCCACUAAGUUAUCUGAAAUCCUAGAAGUUGAUGUCAAACUCUCCGAAGCAGCAUCGUAUCUCAAGCAAGUCUUGGAGGAGUGGGUUGGUACACUAAGCCGUAAGCCAUUACAGUCGCAGAACCGCAUUCUUCUCAGUGAUCGACUUUUGAAUGAAGGUUUCGUUGAUUUCUCACUUGAAGUCAUGUUAGGUACCGUCAUGAAGGGUCUCGAAGCAAGGAAGCCUUUCGAUGUUACACACGCUCAUGACGACGGUCUCCUGCGUUCUGAAAUUUAGUUAACUA
Molecule: messenger RNA, 1949 nt
Organism: Lytechinus variegatus (green sea urchin)
Lineage: Eukaryota; Metazoa; Echinodermata; Echinoidea; Temnopleuroida; Toxopneustidae
Exons: 8
Coding region: 32-1942 (636 amino acids)
Source: RefSeq, a predicted model, not a curated record